This is a messenger RNA of Crotalus tigris (Tiger rattlesnake), 3513 nucleotides long. It is a transcript of the gene LAMP2, whose product is annotated as lysosomal associated membrane protein 2. The transcript has 9 exons. Gene Ontology annotation, cellular component: membrane. Bases 11 to 1402 code for a protein of 463 amino acids. Lineage: Eukaryota; Metazoa; Chordata; Lepidosauria; Squamata; Viperidae. The record is from RefSeq and is a predicted model, not a curated record.
CGGCUCCCAUAUGACCGGUUUCGGCGGCCGGACGAGUUGCGUGUCUCGUCUCGUCGUCUGGAUCCGCUCGUGGCUGGUGCUGGUUCCCUCGCCGCUCGGCAUGGACCCGCCUCGGCUUCGCUUCCGACCGCCGUUCUUCUACGGCUGCCUUCUCCUCCUGCCCCUGCUGCUCGACGGCCUGGUUGUUUUCCAGACCUACGCAGUAGAUUUGGAGGUAAAAGAUGACUUCAACGUGUCUUGUCUGUUUGCAAAAUGGAUGAUGAAAUUUUCAAUAACCUACGAAGGAACCGAUGAAUCUAAAACAUCUAUUUUUAUGCUCCCGGAAGAUGUGAGGUACAUCGGAACCUCUUGCGGGAAUGAAACCUCUGGCCCAGUCCUUUCCAUUGAGUUUGGGGAAGGAAAUUCUUGGACCAUCCAUUUUACAAAGACCAAAGACGUUUACCAAGGAAUCAUCACCUUUGUCUAUAACACCGGAGAUGGAGUGUUCUUUCCAGAUGCUAAAAGGAAGGAACGAAUAACCGUUGAGGCCAGUUUUCCUGCCAACCCAGUUCCGCUAAACACGGCCUUUAGUUGUGACACUGAAGACACGGUGAAAAGUGGCGAUGUGACCCAGACGUUCCAGAGUGUGACUCUGCAAGCUUUCCUUCAAGAUGGACGCUUGAGUAGCCAAAAGACUCUGUGUGAUAAUGACGCCACAGCGUCCACUGCUCCCGCAGCCAGCAAAUCCAUCCUCCUGGCCGCCAUCACGGGCACUCCAGAGUUAAACGCCACAGAAACGCCAUCUUCCCCCACCGUCCAACCAGAGGAGAAACCUGCCACAGGAAGCUACACCGUCAAAUCUGGCCUGGUUACCUGCAUUUUAGCCAACAUGGGUUUGCAGCUGAACGUCACUCAACAGGUUUCACAAGUUCCCACCAUGAUUAACUUUAAUCCAAACAGCACGGUGGCUACCGGUAAUUGUGGCAAGACAACCGCCGUGCUUCGGCUGAGUGACGGUAACAUGAAGGUUGAUUUCCUCUUUGCUGUGAGAAAUUCUACGAUUUCGGAAAAAUUCUAUCUGAAAGGAGUGGAUAUCACUGUAACAGAAUCGUCAAACGGGAUCUUUUCGGCCUCCAAUCACACCCUCAAUAACUGGGAAACCACCAUGGGGAAUUCCUACCUGUGCCGGAAAGAAGAAUCCAUCCAGGUGACCCCCAGCUAUAGAAUAAACAUCUUCGAUUUAAAGAUCCAGCCAUUUGACGUUGAAGAAGGGCAAUUUUCAGCAGCUGAAGAUUGCACCCCAGCGGUCGACUACUUCUUUGUGCCACUCCUGAUGGCAGUAGCCUUGGUAGGCUUAGUUUGGCUGGUGCUCAUGGCAUAUUGUGCUAAAAUUCGGCAUCGUGCUGGCUAUAGACAGAUCUAGAUCCCGAAAAACGAUGCAGGGUGAAGUCUUCCAUUUUCAAACUGACCAGAAGGAAGGAUUGGUGUUAUUUCUCGCACAUGCUUGUUCCUUUAAACAUUGCACAAAACGCCUACUCUACUGACAGAAGGAUGUUGGGGGUUAAUGGUUGUUGAAUUGGUGGCUUAUUAAGAUAAGCUGGAAGAGAUUUCUUCUGCAUUUGGAAUUACACCAACAGAAGCAUAUUCUCUUUCUUAGAAAGGACCUGCUCAUUUUGGGGAGGAUUUAAAUGUGACCAAUGCUGUAAUCUUAAUAUGUUCAUAGCAUCAUUUUGUCAGGCUCCAAAAGGAAAGAAGACUUAUACCAAAGCCUCAAGAAAAGAGAUGCAGGGCGCGUGAUUCUUCUGAAAGACUUUUUAUUCUGUACCGAUGCUUUGCCCCCCUUAUGAAAAAGUGUGUUAUUCCUGAAAUGGGGAGUUUUGCAAAAUGCUGUUGAUGUUGCUUUCUCUCUCUAACUAAAGCGUUUUUGAAGAUGUCGAAAUACUGUAUCCCGCAUUUGUUUUCUCUGCUUCGGUUAACCGUCUUGCAAAGAAGCCAGCCAGAAUUGCAAAUUCAUGCAAAAGUUGACGGUCUUGCGAUGUGUGUGUGUGGUGGGGAGGGAUGUUGAUGGCUGGAAUCAGAAAGAUCAGGGGCUCCCCCAAUUAGAUCUAAUUCAGAGUUGCUGGAAGUUUGGUGACGUAUAUAUUUAUUAUAUUAUUACCAUUAUGCUUCGCCUCAAAGUCUGCAGAUGUUUGGGCUGGAUUUGGCCUUUUUUUAAUCUACCUCUUGUCCUUCCCAAGGACCGGGGAUAGACAGAAGUGAUUUGAUGGUGUUAAAAGUAUUGUUGCAGGAUUUAAGCUUGUCCAAGUAAAGCUACCUGUUUCAAUGGACUGAAAAUGAUGAGGAUAAUUUUGUCCUAAACAUUAGAGGUUCGAUACCAAUUUUGCCUAUUAUUCUUGAAACUGAAACUCUGCAUUCCAGGCUACUUAGGCUUCUUUACUGUGUCCCUAAUAGCAAUAGCACGUAGACUUAUAUACCGCUUCUCAGUACUUUACAGCCUUCUCUAAGCGGUUUACAGAGUCAGCACGUUGCCCCCAACAAUCUGAGUCCUCAUUUUACCGACCUCGGAAGGAUGGAAGGCUGAGUCAACUUUCAGCUGGUCAGGAUCGAACUGCUGGCUGUUGGCAGAGUUAGCCUGCAAUACCGCAUUCUAACCACUGCGCCACCAGGGCUCUUCAAAUGCACACGGUGAACAACGGUGGGGCAAACGACCUACAUUAGGCAGUCUAAAAACAGAGAGCCAGGAAAAAGCUGGCAAGGUGGAGAGAAGGAAUGGCCUUAAGAUUUUACACGCGUAUGUUUAAAGCUCGGUUGUGACUUGGAAAGAAAAGAAGCUGGAGAUCUUGUUUUCCAUCGGUGAAAGCGAUCCUUUUGCACGACAUCCUGGCGGCUGAUGCUGAAUCUCCCAUUUCCCUCCACUUCUGUAAAAGAAAACCCAAGAAGUUUGCCCUUCUGCAGAUGCUCAUUCUCCUUGAGGUUGGCCAAAGGGCCUGCCUCCAUUCAUAAGAACACUUUGAUCCUGUGUACCAUGGACCAUAAGCUGCUGGAGCAUCUGGUAGGUAUUCAUUUGGGAAACUCCGUCAACCAGGAAGGCAACUUUUAGAGCCAAGUGGUUAAGACCAGCCCACCAGCCCCUACCCACCAUAAAGAAUAGCUUUGCCUAUUUGUACUCCUGCUCAUUGAUCUUCCAAUACUCACUUUGGUCACUAACUAACCUUCUGCCUCUUCUUUUGUUUUGUUUUUUUUCCCAUCUUUAUCUCUGCAGCUGAAGAAUGUAAAAGCUCUGAUAUCCUCUUUAUCAUCCCUGUUGUGGUGGGUGUGGUGACUGGCGUCUUGGUUAUUGUUGGCUUUGUGAUGUUCAUGGUUUCCAAACGCAAGCACCAAGUUGACUAUCACCCUGUGUAAACCCCUCUUCCCUUUUUUCCCUUCCCUUCCUCAGCCCGUUUUCUUCCCUUAUUUCCCCCUCUGCAUUUAUGUGAUACUUCGAUGUUGUUGUUGUUUUUUUGAAAAUAAAUAAUAAAAAAGAAAACCACCCUA